Messenger RNA from Effrenium voratum, 714 nucleotides. Lineage: Eukaryota; Dinophyceae; Suessiales; Symbiodiniaceae. The record is from the annotation of a GenBank genome assembly.
AUGGGGUCUCUGCCCAGACAGGUGGUGCUGAGACUGCUCUACACCAACCCCUUCAUUCGUCCACAGGAGCUGCGGGACUCCUUGUGGGAAGCAGUGCGGAAUUGCCAGCUGGAGGUUCUGAGAAGCCUCCUGGAGUUCCGGGUGGACCCCAUGUGUGAGCCCUCGGAAAGCAUCAGCAGCCCUCCGCCUCAGCUGAGGAACCGGCGCUGGACACCGCUGCUCGCGCUGGCGGUGGACGGGAGCGCAGAGCGAGCGCAGGUGGUGGGGGAGCUGCUCUCGCACAGAUGUGACAUCGGCUUGGCGGACAAGGGCCGCGUGGCGAAUCCGGUGGAAAGUGCAUCCAAAGCUUGCCAGACGAGCUUGAAGCAAGAUACCCGCUUCCCGGCGCUGGAUGAAUUGGAGAAGCUGCAAGAGGAGGAGCUACAGUGUCUUGAGCGAAGUCUGGAGGCGCAGCUUCAGCUGGUGCGACGCCGGCGCUGCAGCCUUCUGGAAGGACGCCUGCAGAGCGUGCAGAGAAGGCACGAAGAAGCCUGCCGCAACAAGCAGGAUCUAGAGGAAGAGCAGUGCUGCGUGGUGUGCUCCGAGCUGCAGAAGUCGGUGGUCUUCAUGCCCUGCAGGCACCUCUGUACAUGCCUGCAGUGCUCUGUGCCUUUGGAGCUUUGUCCCAUUUGCCGGGCCAGCAUCGAGAAGAAAGUCCAAUGCAUUCGCCCUUGA